AUGGACGCGGCCUGCCCCGUGUGUGAGCGCCACUUCUACGCCCACAACAUCCAGGCCCAUGUCGAGGAGUGCUUGACGCGGUCCAUGGCGCCGUCGCCCCGGACGCCCAAGCUGCAGCGCCCGCCGCCGCGACCCCCGACGCCGCCGAAGCGGCCCACCGAGGCUGACCCCGAGCCGGCCGCGAAGCGCACCAAGCUCGUCGCGCUCGCGAACGCUCCGAUGGCGGAGAAGCUGCGCCCGACCGGCCUUGACGAGAUUCUCGGGCAAGACGAGCUGCUCGGUCCAGACAAGCCGCUGCGGCGCAUGCUCGAGAGCGGCAAGGUGCCCAAUAUGAUCCUGUGGGGCCCGCCCGGGUGCGGGAAGACGUCGCUCGCGAUGCUGGUGGCGCGGCUCGUCCAGCCAGCGACCAAGUUUGUCGCGCUCUCGGCGACAACAGCCAAAGUAGCGACCGUCCGUGACGUCUUUGACAAGGCGAUGGCCGAGCACAAGCUGCUGGGCCGGCCGACGGUCCUCUUUGUGGACGAGAUCCAUCGGUUCACCAAGGUGCAGCAAGACUCGUUUUUGCCAUGCGUCGAGAACGGUACGAUCACGCUCAUUGGCGCGACGACGGAGAACCCGUCGUUCGAGAUCAACUCGGCGCUCCUCUCGCGCUGCCGCGUCUUUACGCUCAACAAGAUCUCGACGCCCGCGAUCCUAGCACUGCUGCAGCGCGGCGUCCGCAGCAACCUCCUCGUCCCCAACGGCUGCGACCCCGAGGCCCCUCCCACCAUCGACGUCGACGACGCUGCGCUCGCGUACCUCGCCCAUCAGUGCAAUGGCGACGCCCGCAUUGCGCUCAACUCGCUCGAGAUGGCCGUGCACGGCCAGCGGCCCUCCAGCGACUCGAACACGAUCAAGCUCACAGAAGAGGACGUGAAAGCUGGCUUUCGCCGGUCCCACGCCCUCUACGAUCGGAAAGGCGACGCGCACUACGACUGCAUUAGCGCGAUGCACAAGUCGGUGCGGGGCAGCGAUGCCGACGCGGCGCUCUACUGGCUCGCGCGCAUGAUGCAAGGCGGCGAGAAUCCGCUCUAUGUCGCUCGGCGGCUCAUCGUGAUUGCUUCGGAAGAUGUUGGCCUCGCCGAUGCGCAUGCGCUGCCCUUGGCCAAUGCGACGUUCCAGGCGUGCCAUACGAUCGGCAUGCCCGAGUGUGAAAUCAACCUGGCGCACUGCGUCGUAUACUUGGCCCGCGCACCAAAGUCGGUCGAGUCGUACAAGGCGUACCGCAAAGUGCAAGAGCUUUUGCUACAGUCUGUGGGACCGACGCCGGAGGUGCCACUGCAUCUCCGCAACGCCCCGACGCCCCUCAUGGCCGACCUCGGCUACGGCAAAGGUCUCUUGACGACGUCGUUGUUGUAUUAG
Molecule: messenger RNA, 1401 nt
Organism: Saprolegnia parasitica CBS 223.65
Lineage: Eukaryota; Oomycota; Saprolegniomycetes; Saprolegniales; Saprolegniaceae
Exons: 2
Coding region: 1-1401 (466 amino acids)
Biological process (GO): DNA-templated DNA replication; regulation of DNA repair
Cellular component (GO): nucleus
Molecular function (GO): ATP binding; DNA binding; single-stranded DNA helicase activity
Source: RefSeq, a predicted model, not a curated record